Molecule: messenger RNA, 881 nt
Organism: Teleopsis dalmanni
Lineage: Eukaryota; Metazoa; Arthropoda; Insecta; Diptera; Diopsidae
Product: transmembrane emp24 domain-containing protein 5-like
Exons: 3
Coding region: 11-709 (232 amino acids)
Biological process (GO): Golgi organization; endoplasmic reticulum to Golgi vesicle-mediated transport; intracellular protein transport
Cellular component (GO): endoplasmic reticulum-Golgi intermediate compartment; Golgi apparatus; endoplasmic reticulum
Source: RefSeq, a predicted model, not a curated record
UUAAAUUUUAAUGAUCUAUUUUGUAAAAAUGUCGAAUAAUUAUUAUACGAUUCUAUAUUUGCUAUUAAUUUGUACUUGUAUUUAUGCAUUUGAACAAGAAAUGACAGUACACAUAGAUGCCGGCAAAAUUGAAUGCUUUUUUCAACAUGCUAAACAAGGACACACAAUUGAUAUAGAAUAUCAGGUAAUAGAUGGAGGACAUGGUGAUCUUGAUAUAAAUUUCGCACUAGCUGAUCCAAUUGGCAUGAUUUUAGUUAAUGAUUUCAAGAAGCCGGAAAAUAUACAUAGACUUGAUGUUGCGAAAGAAGGACCUUAUAGGUUUUGCUUUGAUAAUAGUUUUAGCAUGUUUAACCGUAAAACAGUGUUCUUCGAGUUAAUUAUUGAUGAAGAAGGUGUCGAACAUUCUAAUGACAUUUUGGAUGGUCUUACUAGUAACGAAUAUUAUGAUAUGGCAGUUCAAGAUAUUAUGGACAUCUUCGGUCGCAUACGCAUAGCGUUGACUAAAGCUAGACAAUUGCAGGAUGUAUUACGUUCGCACGAAGCGAGGGAUCGCAAUCUUGCCGAAGCCAAUUUUCAAAUGGUGAAUGCAUGGUCAAUAUUCCAGAUUCUUGCCAUGAUUGUUGUUGGUCUGCUUCAAGUAUUUAUGGUGCGUAGCAUUUUUGAUUCAGGUACACGAUUAAGUAAACUUUGGCAAAAAUUUGGCCUAUGAUAGAUAUUGUUAGACAACAAAGUCAACUUAAACCAAAGAUACUGCUUUUUUGUGCAGUAAAAGAAGAAUACUCAUACAUGUUGCAUUUAGGGUAAUAUUUAAUAAAUUUAUGUAUAGUAAAUGAACAAAUCAGUUAAUAUUCAAACUUAAAUUGUUAAAAAGUUAAUAAAUU